CUGGGCCUGCUGGUCCUGAUGCUGCUGGUCCUCCGCAAGAAGCACCUGCAGAUGACCAGAGAAUGCGGCACAGAGACGUUCGUGAACUUCGCUUCGUUUGAAAGAGACGGGAAGCUUCCUUAUAACUGGCGAAGAAGCUUCUUCGCCUUCCUCACCCUGCUGCCCUCCUGCCUCUGGACCGACUAUCUGUUGGCUUUUUAUAUUAACCCUUGCCCUGUGCAGCUCGACGACUUCGACUCCUACUUCAAGGAAAUGAGCAAAGACUCGGCCUACAAGUUCUCCCUGCAGUUUGAGGAGCUGAAGAGCGUCGGUCUGGAUCUUUCCCAUGAUGCAGCUGACCUGCCCGUCAACAGGCCCAAGAACAGAUACACCAACAUCCUGCCCUACGACUUCAGUCGUGUGAGUCUGGUGUCGAUGUUCGGUGACGAAGGAUCAGAUUACAUCAACGCCAACUACAUCCCCGGCCACAGCAGCUCCAGUGAGUACAUCGCCACCCAGGGGCCGCUGCCAGAGACACGCAACGACUUCUGGAAGAUGGUUCUGCAGCAGAGGAGCGUCGUCGUGGUGAUGCUGACCCAAUGCACCGAGCGGCGCCGGGUGAAGUGUGACCACUACUGGCCGUUCAGCGAUGAGCCCGUGAUGUACGGCGAGGUCAGCGUGGAGAUGCUGUCGGAGGCGGAGUCUCCAGAGUGGACCGUCAGGAAGUUCAGGCUGGGAUACGCCGACGAGUCUCAGGACGUGCUCCACCUGAACUACACCUCGUGGCCCGACCACGGCGUCCCCACCGCCGGCGCCAUCGACAGCGUCCUGCAGUUCGUGCACCUGGUCCGGCAGCAGGCCCACCGCACCAGAGACCCCGUCAUCGUGCACUGCAGUGCGGGCGUGGGCCGCACCGGGACCUUCAUCGCUCUGGACCGCCUCCUGCAGCUCGUCAGGGAGCAGGACGGGGCCGACGUGCUGGGCCUGGUGGCCGAGAUGCGCUCGCACCGCCUGUCCAUGGUCCAGACCGAGGAGCAGUACGUGUUCAUCCACCAGUGCGUCCUGUUGAUGUGGAAGAAGAAGAAGCAGCAGACGCUCAGCAAUGAUGUCAUCUACGAGAACAGCAAGACAUAGAGACUCUAUUCCUGGUCUUCAGGCUGUGGCUCCGCCUCCUGGUCUUCAGGCUGCGGCUCUGCCUCCUGGUCUUCAGGCUGCGGCUCCGCCUCCUGGUCUUCAGGCUGUGGCUCCGCCUCCUGGUCUUCAGGCUGCGGCUCCGCCUCCUGGUCUUCAGGCUGCGGCUCCACCUCCUGGUCUUCAGGCUGCGGCUCCACCUCCUGGUCUUCAGGCUGCGGCUCCGCCUCCUGGUCUUCAGGCUGUGGCUCCGCCUCCUGGUCUUCAGGCUGCGGCUCCACCUCCUGGUCUUCAGGCUGCGGCUCCGCCUCCUGGUCUUCAGGCUGUGGCUCCGCCUCCUGGUCUUCAGGCUGCGGCUCCACCUCCUGGUCUUCAGGCUGUGGCUCCACCUCCUGGUCUUCAGGCUGCGGCUCCGCCUCCUGGUCUUCAGGCUGCGGCUCUGCCUCCUGGUCUUCAGGCCUCAUAAGAUCUGCUUCAUUAUUAGAAUCAAAGAACUAGAACAUCUCCAGUAGGAGGUUUAGUGCUUCACGUUGGAAGGAGCCUUGAGGGCCCUUGAGGGGCCUUGAGGGGCCUUGAGGGACCUUUUGGGGCCUUGAGGAGCAUUGAGGGGCCUUGAGGAGCAUUGAGGGCCCUUGAGGAGCCUUGAGGGCCCUUGAGGGGCCUUGAGGAGCAUUGAGGAGCCUUGAGGGGCCUUGAGGGACCUUUUGGGGCCUUGAGGAGCAUUGAGGGGCCUUGAGGAGCAUUGAGGGCCCUUGAGGAGCAUUGAGGGGCCUUGAGGAGCCUUGAGGGGCCUUGAGGGACCUUUUGGGGCCUUGAGGAGCAUUGAGGGGCCUUGAGGAGCCUUGAGGGGCCUUGAGGAGCAUUGUGGGGCCUUGAGGAGCCUUGAGGGACCUUGAGGGGCCUUGAGGAGCUUUGAGGGACCUUGAGGAGCAUUGAGGGACCUUGAGGAAUCUUCACUGACCCGUUGAACCACGAGCCCUAACCCCCUGACCCGGACCGACUCCGUGGGGAGGCGGAGCUUACCGACGCUGUCCUUUGAUUGGAUGUCUCCACUGUGUGGCGGCGUGCUGAGUCAGCAUCAUUUUCCUUUCUUGAUUUUAAUCUCAGGAGUCGAACCAACAACCAGCGAGCAAGCCGCCUCCUCCUCCUCACAGGUCACCUCCUCCUCCUCCUCUUCCUCACAGGUCACCUCCUCCUCCUCCUCACAGGUCACCUCCUCCUCCUCCUCUUCCUCACAGGUCACCUCCUCCUCCCAGGUCACCUCCUCGUGGGCGUAAAGCCGACAACCUGAAAGAACCCAGCGAGAAGAGAGGAAGUUAAGAAAGCACAAAGUCUAACACUAAACUCAUUACUAUGAACGUUUCUGUCCAAGACAGAAGGGACUCGAACCCUCGACCCGAAGGGACUCGAACCCUCGUCUCCCGUCCCAUCAGGGGCCGAGAGCCAGAGGUUGAGGCCUCAGAGCCGCCGGCUGGAGAACCCACAACGUUCUCCGGAGCUUCAGGAUCAGAUCCGAAAGAUGUACUCAAACUGCCAAAAGAGACGAAGAGUCAUCUACUUAUUGAGGUCAUUGAGGCCAUCCAGGGCAUAGAGGCCAUCGACUUCUUCAAAGUCAUCCACCAAUUCAAGGUCAUUGAGGCCAUCGACCUCUUCAAGGUCAUAGAGGUCAUUUAGGCCAUCGACCUCUUCAAGGUCAUCUGGGUUCUUUAAACACAUUUUAACUUGUUGGAUAUUUUUGUUUGAUUAUUGUUUUAAUUUUUUAAGAUUUUGCACAAAUAAAUUCAGGUUUUAAACCACACAUUUGAUAAAGUUUACAAAAUGUGGAAAUACAAAAAUAUGAUGUAAAAUAAACACGAUAAAGACCCUCAUGAUAGGAACGUUCCCUUCAUCGUGGUGAUUAUUGAAUCAAACCCUAAAUGUAUAAUGCAAACAUUCUUUUGUUUUGAUCCCAAAAUUAGAUUUUACGAAAUGUUUUAUUAAUAUACUUUUGUAAGAUGCCCCAAAUACAAAAAUAUUGGGUCAAACUACCAAAAGAAAUGAUUAACGCUGAAACUUCAGAUUAUUGAUCUGAACUUUUGGGACGUUUUCAGAAUAUUUGUCUAAACAACAGAAAAUACUUUUAUUUUCUCAUCUUCCUCGUUUCCUUGACGACUUUAGAGAAUGUUCCCAGAACUCGCCAAAAUAAGAGGGUAUACCUCAACAGAAACAAAAAUCUAUUGAUCGGAUUGUUUUCAGAAUUUACUUCACUUCUAUUUCAGUUCAUAAUAAUAAUAAUAUAAUAAUAAUAAUAAGCUAUUUUCUGAGGUUUUAGUGAAUCAUUUAAGUUCAAACUUGAACAUCAUAGUUUCAGUUGUUAAAAUAAAUCAGUCCUUAAUCUUUAAUCUUCACACAAUAAGACAAACAAACUAAAGUAACAACUUUGUCAAAUAUUUAAAGAGAAACAGCUUCUGAACUUCAUCUUCAAAUAGAAUUCAACCCCAAAAUCAAAUCUGGGAAACUUUGUGAAGUUUUGAAAUAUCAAUUUAUUUCCAGAGUCUGGACCCGGUCUAAGGGUCAGAACCGGACCUGUGCCUACGGGUCAGAACCGGGCCUGUGCCUACGGGUCAGAACCGGGCCUGUGGGUUUCCUGUACAUACGGCUAACUGUUUCUCCUUGUCGUCGCUCGGUGGUUUUUGUUCUUUAGAAGUUUGUUUCUUGUUUUUUUGGAAAUUGUCGUAAACGUGAAACAUCGAAUCACCGAGAACGUCUGAGGACGAAGGGAACGCACUCUGGAGAACCGAAGCCUGCAGGCGGCGAGGAGGGCCCGCCCGUGGGCGGUGAGGGGCCCUCGCCGCUCAUUGAGUCACUUUGUCAGUUUCUGUGUUUGUGGUGAACUAAAAAAUGUUUUUGCCGUCA
This is a messenger RNA of Pseudoliparis swirei, 4005 nucleotides long. RefSeq names its product receptor-type tyrosine-protein phosphatase O-like. Gene Ontology annotation, biological process: regulation of glomerular filtration; axon guidance; negative regulation of canonical Wnt signaling pathway. Gene Ontology annotation, molecular function: protein tyrosine phosphatase activity; Wnt-protein binding; cadherin binding. The record is from RefSeq and is a predicted model, not a curated record. The transcript has 12 exons. NCBI's taxonomy places the organism in Eukaryota, Metazoa, Chordata, Actinopteri, Perciformes, Liparidae. Gene Ontology annotation, cellular component: GABA-ergic synapse; plasma membrane; glutamatergic synapse. The coding region runs from base 19 to 1113 and encodes 364 amino acids.